Molecule: messenger RNA, 874 nt
Organism: Dendroctonus ponderosae (mountain pine beetle)
Lineage: Eukaryota; Metazoa; Arthropoda; Insecta; Coleoptera; Curculionidae
Exons: 5
Coding region: 18-566 (182 amino acids)
Source: RefSeq, a predicted model, not a curated record
UUUUUUGCUUUGGAAAAAUGGCACAGGCCUUUGUUUCGACAUACAAGAACCAUUACAGAUGGAACUGCCAGCCGAGAGUCGCACUAUACGAUGCUUCCAAAUUAACAAAAUUGGAACCUGAAGGGGAUUUAUGGCUGUUGGACUUGAAUGGAGAAGCGGAGGAAGAGCUAAAAAAUCUAACUAAAAUUGAGACAGCCAUUAACAAGCUCUAUCUGAGACGCCUAAGGUCUACCUACCAAAUUUCCUACUGUGAUAAGCUGGUGAAACAGACAACAAGAAGGAGUUCAGAGAGUCAAGUUAAAGGCGGAAAUGCGCAAAGAGCCAUCGAAGUGCGCAGCAAAGAUAGUUUUCUUGAUGAUGAGCUGGAAAACGAACUGUUGGAAUAUUGCAAAAAACUCUACGGCAGCAGAAGUCAAAAGAUCAUCCCUCCUCUGAAUUCUGCUAGAAAUGUGUUUGGAUAUAUGAGACCCACAAAACUGCUCACACCUUUGACCAUAUAUCAAAACGAAUAUGGUCGCGUUGGGUACAAUAUUUUAAAGGGCGCUCAAGAGAUGAACGACAGAUAAGUUUGCAAUCAUGUUUAGUCUUUAUCAGGCCAAAUUUCAGCGCGCACAAAAAUUUGUUUUUUUAAAUAAAAUUGCUUCUUCAUAUUCAAUGCGGCCAAAAUAAAAGACAGCAUAAAAUAUUGAAAAUCGUAAAUGGUCAGCGCCGGCUGCUCAAUAUGUGCACAUGUGCAACUCAAAUAUAUAAUUCUGGAAAUACUACUUUCCGUGAAUGGCUUGCUUUUGCCGAUUUACAUUUGUGUAGUUAACUUGAUUGGUUACAGUUAAAAAGAAACUCUGUGCCGAAGAGAUCCAGUAUACGUCCAAAAGUA